Molecule: messenger RNA, 833 nt
Organism: Lepisosteus oculatus (spotted gar)
Lineage: Eukaryota; Metazoa; Chordata; Actinopteri; Semionotiformes; Lepisosteidae
Source: RefSeq, a predicted model, not a curated record
CAGGAAAUCUACAGUCCCAGAGGAGUGUCAGUCCUCCAUGUCCAGCAGUAGUUGAGGAGGGUCUGUGCUCUGUGUCCAGCAGUACUUGAGAAGCGUCUGACCUCUAUGUCCAGUGAGACGUUGGGAUGAUGAAGAUGCUUUUCCUGCAGCUGCUGUUUUUGAUCCUAUUCCUGAACAUUACUGCAGUGAUCAGUGAUUUCACUCCUGAGUCCAGGAACUCUAUAGUGGGUGGACAGAAUGCAGAUAUUGGAAAAUGGCCUUGGAUGGCUUAUAUUCAGGUGAAGACAUUUGAAGACAAAUUUGAUUGUGGUGGUUCCUUGCUUAACGAUCGCUGGGUUCUCACUGCAGCACACUGCUUGAAAAAACCCUUUGUUCAGAUGUGCAAAUCCCUGGUGGUCCUGGGAGGACACAUGCUGGAUAUUUGUAAUGACUACCAACAAACCCGCUCCAUCAGGAGGGUGAUUCUACACGAGGGGUACACGAAUACAGGAGAUGGGUGGGACAUUGCCCUGGUGGAACUGGACAGUCCAGUGUCAACCAACAAGUUCAUCAAGCCCGUCGCCCUGGCUGACAGCACUGACAACUUCAAUGAGAGCUCAGAUUGCUGGGCUUCAGGCUGGGGGAACAUUGGGAACGGAGAAUAUCUCCAAUGGCCUCAAACUCUACAGGAAGUCAGACUGCCCAUUAUAGACAACCAGGUCUGCCAGGAGAUGUACGAGGGCAGAUACACUAUCCAGCCAGAAAUGAUAUGCGCUGGAUAUCAGAAUGGGGGGAAGGACACCUGCCAGGUGAGUCAUACUGGGGCUCUCAGGGACUAAACUGAGCCAGUUACU